AUGUCUUUCGCGGCGCCGUUACGACCCUAUGGGGCGCGCGCUUUUGGGUCAUGGACCUGCGCUGCGUGUACUCGCUUGCCCAUCCAGAUGUCACGCGCCCGUAACCCAACAUUCACCGCACGGAGAUAUCUGAACACUACGCAAGAGGCGCGGCAAGUUGUCGUGCCCAGAAUGGACCAGAUACACGCGCAGUAUAAGACCAAGAACAGGACUGUUAUGAACUACGUCUUCAGCGUCAUAUUGGUUUUUGGGGCUUUAUCUUAUGGAUCUGUACCAUUUUACAAAAUGAUAUGUCAAGAGAUAGGCUGGGGCGGCCAGCCUGUCAAAUCUGCAGCCCACGGCGGCGACACCUCUCGCGACCCUUCCGAGCGACUCAAGCCUGUCGAGCAUCACCCUCGCCUGCGUAUCACCUUCAAUGGCUCCGUUUCUGACGUCCUACCGUGGAAGUUUGUGCCGCAACAGCGCGAAGUAAGAGUCCUUCCUGGCGAGACCGCUUUGGCUUUCUACACAGCCACAAAUAAAUCAGAUGAAGAUAUCAUCGGUGUGGCGACAUACUCGGUGACACCCGGGCAGGUGGCGCCCUACUUCAGCAAGAUUCAGUGUUUUUGUUUCGAAGAACAAAGAUUGAAUGCGGGCGAAACGGUAGACAUGCCAGUUUUCUUCUACAUUGAUCCAGAGUUUGCGUCGGAUAUAAACAUGAAGGGCAUUGUGACGAUUACGUUGAAUUAUACAUUUUUCAAGGCCAAGUACGACAAGGACGGACAUCUACGGCCAGUGCCUGGUGCCUAA
Plenodomus lingam JN3 is the source of this 789-nucleotide messenger RNA. RefSeq lists its product as uncharacterized. Gene Ontology annotation, cellular component: mitochondrial inner membrane. Gene Ontology annotation, molecular function: copper ion binding. The record is from RefSeq and is a predicted model, not a curated record. Lineage: Eukaryota; Fungi; Ascomycota; Dothideomycetes; Pleosporales; Leptosphaeriaceae.